Molecule: messenger RNA, 596 nt
Organism: Capra hircus (goat)
Lineage: Eukaryota; Metazoa; Chordata; Mammalia; Artiodactyla; Bovidae
Product: interferon omega-1-like
Exons: 1
Coding region: 3-596 (197 amino acids)
Biological process (GO): T cell activation involved in immune response; defense response; response to exogenous dsRNA
Cellular component (GO): extracellular region
Molecular function (GO): type I interferon receptor binding; cytokine activity
Source: RefSeq, a predicted model, not a curated record
GCAUGGCAUCAGAGAACCUACCUCAAGGUUCCACCAGACACCGUCUCAGCCAGCCCAGCAGCAGCCGCAUCUUCCCCAUGGCCUUCGUGCUCUCUCUACUCAUGGCCCUGGUGCUGGUCAGCUACGGCCCAGGAGGAUCCCUGGGCUGUGACCUGUCUCAGAACCACGUGCUGGUUGGCAGGAAGAACCUAAUGUUCCUGGGCCAAAUGAGGAGACUCUCCCCUCGCUUCUGUCUGCAAGACAGAAAAGACUUCGCUUUCCCCCAGGAGAUGGUGGAGGGCGGCCAGCUCCAGGAGGCCCAGGCCAUCUCUGUGCUCCACGAGAUGCUCCAGCAGAGCUUCAACCUCUUCCACACAGAGGGCUCCUCUGCUGCCUGGGACACCACCCUCCUGGAGCAGCUCCGCACUGGACUCCAUCAGCAGCUGGACCACCUGGACGCCUGCCUGGGGCAGGUGAUGGGAGAGGAAGACUCUGCCCUGGGAAGGAUGGGCCCCACCCUGGCCGUGAAGAGGUACUUCCAGGGCAUCCAUGUCUACCUGAAAGAGAAGGGAAUACAGCGACUGCUGCCUGGGAAACCGUCAGAGUGGAAAUCAUGA